UACAAGUCUCGCCAUUCGCGCACUGUUUGUCACACUAAUCGGCAGUUUCGAGAUUAUUCCAGCCAGCAACACUCAAUUUUGUUGUCUUGCCAUUUUGCUCACUAUCGUCAAUAAUAAUAUUGUUUGUGUACAAAAAGCCAAAAAUCUAAAAUAAAUAAAAGCGCAAAAAAAAGAAGAACGCUUCGUAUCGCCAGAAAUAAGCGCGUUCGCUUAAGUUCUUGCCCCCAAGUGCCGCUAAUCUAUUUAUUGUAAACAGAAUUGAGUGCGUUUGGCUUGUUAUCGGUGGUAUUUUUCCCUUUCCAAGUAUAAAAAAAGUGGCAGAAACUAAAAAAUUAAAGUUCACAGCGAAUUUCGAACUUUUUCUCGAGUGCGCGCCGUCUUUGGACGGCAGUUUGGGUCGCGCAAAAGCGAAAGUGAAACGUAGUACCGUGUCGUGUGCCCUCAACUCCUUGAGUCUUUUCGUAUAACUAGACUUCGUAAGUGAAACCGCGCAGCGCCAUGUUGAAACGUUGUGCCACCCUCGUCACGUGCCAAUUGAUGCAUCCACGCUGUCGUUACAGCAGCGGCGCCAGCAACGUCGAGGGCGAUGCGAAAGCGCGUCUGGGCAUUAUUGGUGUGCCCUUCUCGAAGGGUCAGGGUAAGGGCGGUGUGGAAAAAGCGCCUGCGCUGCUGCGCGAACAUGGGUUAGUGCCGCUACUCGAACAGGUGUCCUGCGGCCAACUAGAGGUACGCGACUAUGGCGAUCUGCAAUUCGGUGUGGACCCCAUACCAACGGAGGCGCCGGAAUAUAGUAAAAUUAAAAAUUAUGGCGAAUUUAUGGGCUGCAACAAGGCGCUGAUCCGCAAAGUUCAGCAGCUGUUACAGGAGAACGAUCAGUUCCUGACGAUCGGUGGCGAUCAUGCAAUUGGUUUUGGCUCCGUUGCCGGACAUUUACAACAUACGCCCAAUCUUUCGCUGGUGUGGGUGGACGCUCACGCCGACAUCAACCUGCACAAUACCUCGGAGUCUGGCAAUAUACACGGAAUGCCCGUCUCCUUUCUGCUCAAGGAAUUACGCGUCUUCUGGCAGCAUGCGAAGCUCGAACAAACGGCACCGGUUUGUUUGGCCGCUGAUCAGCUUGUUUACAUUGGUUUGAGGGACAUUGACCCGUACGAAGCGUAUAUCCUGAAUAAAUUAGGCAUACGAGCGUUCGCGAUGGAUUCUGUGGACAAGUACGGCAUUUCUAAAAUCAUCGAGCGUACACUGGACUCACUGAAACCGCAAAAUAAGAUACAUGUCAGUUUCGAUAUUGACGCCUUGGACAAAGCCGUAGCGCCCAGUACUGGUACAGCUGUUUGUGCCGGCCUAACAUUACGCGAGGGUAUAUCGGUGGUAGAGGCGCUACGUGACACGAAUCGCGUGCAAGGAAUCGAUUUGGUAGAAUUGAAUCCAAGCUUAGGCAAUGAGCAAGAUGUGAACACCACAAUUGCAUCGAGUUUGGAAAUAUUGAAAAGCAUAUGCGGUUACAAACGCAGCGGUAAUUUCGCCAAUAUAAAGAUGGAUCUGUUCGAGACGGUGAAAAAUUAAUAUACUCACAUAUCGACGAGUACGUUUUAACUAAUUGCUUACUAAAUAUAUGCACACUAUGUACAUUAACUGUACUCAUACGUUAUAAGUAUACUUAAGCAAUAGGUUGAAAUUCAGUGUCUUAUUACAUACAUACAUAUACUUAUAUAAUGGUGAAUGUGUUUGUUUAAAAUUUGAUAUUUAUUAGCUGUGAGCCACAUUGGAAUGCCAAAUAAAAAUAGUAUCUUAUUCUUACAAAGAA
Molecule: messenger RNA, 1807 nt
Organism: Bactrocera neohumeralis
Lineage: Eukaryota; Metazoa; Arthropoda; Insecta; Diptera; Tephritidae
Gene: arg
Product: arginase-1
Exons: 5
Coding region: 499-1566 (355 amino acids)
Cellular component (GO): cytosol; nucleus; cytoplasm
Molecular function (GO): arginase activity; manganese ion binding
Source: RefSeq, a predicted model, not a curated record